Xyrauchen texanus (razorback sucker) is the source of this 1997-nucleotide messenger RNA. It is a transcript of the gene gjc2, whose product is annotated as gap junction protein gamma 2. Gene Ontology annotation, biological process: cell communication. The transcript is spliced from 2 exons. NCBI's taxonomy places the organism in Eukaryota, Metazoa, Chordata, Actinopteri, Cypriniformes, Catostomidae. The coding region runs from base 252 to 1505 and encodes 417 amino acids. Gene Ontology annotation, cellular component: connexin complex. The record is from RefSeq and is a predicted model, not a curated record.
CUCUCUCGCGCGCUGUGCAAACUAUGGGAUGCCAAGUGUUCAGUGCACUCUUAACAGCUGUUAGAUGAUAAUGAGACAUCGUUCCUUUUGAUUGUGGAGCGGCAGACACGUCACAGAGCGCACCUGAUAUGGAAUGUUGAGGCCUCCGCAGUUUCGCGGGAAAGUUAUGGCCGUAUGGAUCGAGUGUAUUCUGGAGGCGUUUCCCUGCCGCAACUUCCCAAGAUCGUAGAUAAACAGUUUCUAUCACCAACAUGAGUUGGAGCUUUCUCACUCGUCUUCUGGAGGAAAUCCACAACCACUCCACGUUUGUGGGGAAAGUGUGGCUGACUGUUUUAAUAAUUUUCCGCAUCGUUCUGACAGCAGUGGGAGGUGAGUCGAUAUACUCAGAUGAGCAGACAAAGUUCACCUGCAACACUAAGCAGCCUGGCUGCGACAACAUAUGCUACGAUUCCUUCGCCCCACUCUCACAUGUCCGGUUCUGGGUGUUCCAGAUCAUUAUGAUAUCCACCCCUUCUGUCAUGUACCUGGGUUAUGCCAUACAUAAGAUCGCACGUUCCUCGGAGGAGGAAAGGCGCAAGAAGCAGAGACAUCAGAAGAGGAGUCGACACAGCCGUUGGAGAGAUGAACAUCACCAAGGGGAGGUUUUCGAGGGUGAUAAUUAUGAUGAUGCAGAGCCAAUGCUCUAUGAAGAAGACACUCUGGAUGCACAUGAAGUUAACCCAGAGACAGACAAGGGCAAAAAGCAAGAUCUCGUAAAGCAUGAUGGCCGUCGCAAAAUCAUGCAAGAAGGGUUAAUGAGGAUGUAUGUGCUUCAGCUUUUAUCCCGUGCUAUCUUUGAGGUAGGAUUCCUCACGGGUCAGUAUCUCCUUUACGGCUUUCGUGUGAACCCCUUGUACAUCUGCAACAAGAUCCCAUGUCCACAUCGAGUAGACUGUUUUGUUUCACGCCCCACAGAGAAGACCAUCUUUUUGCUCAUCAUGUAUGUCGUGAGCUGUCUUUGUCUACUGCUCAACAUUUGUGAGAUGUUCCACUUGGGAAUUGGUGCAUUACGUGAUACUCUUCUUAAGCGUCGAAACCAAGGCCGACAACCUUCCUAUGGCUACCCUUACUCCAGGAACAUACCUGCUUCUCCGCCAGGGUACAACCUAGUGAUCAAAGCAGACAAACCAGGUUGCAUUCCCAACAGCAUCCUAUCACAUGACCAAAACUUGGCCAGUGUUGUUCUGGAGCAACAUUGCACAAGUCCUGAUGAGAACAUUCCAUCUGAUCUGGCUAGCUUGCACCACCAUUUACGGGUAGCUCAAGAACAACUGGACAUGGCUUUUCAGACAUACAGCACAAAAAAUGCUCAGACUUCCAGAGCCAGUAGCCCUGUUUCUGGUGGCACAAUAACGGAGCAGAACCGGGUCAACACAGCACAGGAGAUACAGGGUGCGCGACCUAAAGCCAGCACUGAGAGGGCUGGGACAAUAGUAAAAAAUGGAAAAACAUCUGUGUGGAUUUAAAUCUUAAUGGUAAACUACUAUUUGACUACUUGCACUGUAAGUUUACCAUCAUCUUUGGAUGUGUUGGUCAGAAAACACUGUCCCUGCUGAACCAAGCUACUGUUAGUGAGGGCAUGGUAGAACACCACGUCCCCAAUGAUCUGAUGAACAUUUAACAAAAAGCAACAAUGAAUACCAGUCUAGAUUGUUUAGAGGGAUAGUAUUCAUUUCUGAAAAUAUGUUCAGUAGAACUUUAUUCAUAUUGCUUUACUUGUGCUCACCCAUCCUCAGAAGAAUUCUUAAUGUACUUCUAGAUAUAUUAUACUACGUAUUAUGUUUCUCUAAGUUCCAAUGCAUGCAAGUGUAUUGACCAUAUUGGAAGUCUGUUAAACAAUUUUGACAUUCAUGGAUCACUGGUUUAGUUUAACUUUAUAAAAACAACACUUAUGCAACUACUAUAUUUAAAGCAAAUCAGGAGGAAACUGAGAAGCUACAGUACUUUGGCACUGAAAA